This is a messenger RNA of Panicum hallii, 998 nucleotides long. RefSeq names its product NAC domain-containing protein 79-like. The record is from RefSeq and is a predicted model, not a curated record. Lineage: Eukaryota; Viridiplantae; Streptophyta; Magnoliopsida; Poales; Poaceae. Gene Ontology annotation, biological process: regulation of DNA-templated transcription. Gene Ontology annotation, molecular function: DNA binding. Bases 66 to 998 code for a protein of 310 amino acids. The transcript has 4 exons.
AACCACUUAGAGCUCUAUCUGAGAGAUCCAAACUGAUCGACUGAUAGAUUUAGAAGUGUUUGUACAUGACCAAGAGAACCAUGGGAGACCAGCAGCAGCCACAGGGGAUGAGCAUCGGCGAUAGCCUCAAGCUACCUCCAGGGUUCCGGUUCCACCCCAGAGACGAAGAGAUCGUCACCUUCUACCUCACACCCAAGGUGUUCCAGAGGGGAUUCACCUGCAUCGCUAUUGGAGAGGUCGACCUCAACAGGACAGAGCCAUGGGAACUCCCAGGAAAGGCAAAGAUGGGAGAGAAUGAGUGGUAUUUCUUCUACCAAAAGGACCGCAAGUACCCAACGGGUAUGAGGGCGAACCGGGCCACAGAGGCUGGCUAUUGGAAGGCUACUGGCAAGGACAAGGAGAUCUACAGAGUCGCAGGAGGGGUAGCCCCACCUGUGAUCAUUGGCAUGAAGAAGACUCUCGUCUUCUACAAGGGGCGGGCUCCUAGGGGCGAAAAGACCAACUGGGUCAUGCACGAGUUUAGGCUCGAAGGCAGCAGCAGGCUCCCCUGCCCUACAUCAAGCUCAACCUCCACCGGAGCCUUGAAAUCUUCAUCUGCUUCCAAGGAUGAGUGGGUGGUCUGUCGUGUAUUUCACAAGACCACUGGGAUCAAGAAGGUGCCUGCGCCUGCGCCAUCAUCUUAUGACAUUGCCAUGGCCUAUGCUGGGAUUGAUCAGAGCGGUAUCCCCAUGCCCAUGCCAAUGCAGUAUCCCAUCCUACCAGAUUUCACCAUGGAUCCAGCAAUACCCUACUACUCCACUGCCUGUGCGAGCUCCAUAUCGGUGCCACCCGUGAUGCCACCUAUGGCAAGCAUGGGUAGUGCUGGGCUUCAUAUGAAUGGCGCUAUGUUUGGGAACCCAAUUGCCAACGCGUCGUCAAUGUCCUUCUUCCACCAGAUGGGCAUGGAGGCAGAAGGCACCAGCAGCUUCAUAGCCACACCUGAGAGUAGGCCUUCGUGA